This is a messenger RNA of Vicia villosa (hairy vetch), 1523 nucleotides long. Its product is annotated as stearoyl-[acyl-carrier-protein] 9-desaturase 6, chloroplastic-like. The transcript has 2 exons. Bases 33 to 1133 code for a protein of 366 amino acids. Gene Ontology annotation, molecular function: stearoyl-[ACP] desaturase activity. Lineage: Eukaryota; Viridiplantae; Streptophyta; Magnoliopsida; Fabales; Fabaceae. Gene Ontology annotation, cellular component: chloroplast stroma. The record is from RefSeq and is a predicted model, not a curated record. Gene Ontology annotation, biological process: fatty acid biosynthetic process.
UAUUCAACAACAAAGAGAAAUAAUAGCAAACAAUGACAAUGACAAUGGCAAUGGCAAUAUGCACCCAACUAGCAGCAAGGACUCCAAAGGACCCAUCAAAAACAUUCCUUAAUCUUCAAAAGACACACUCAAUGCCACCAGAGAAAAAAGAAGUGUUCAAAUCACUUGAAAACUGGGCAGUGCAAGGCCUUUUGCCAUUGAUUAAACCUGUGGAGGAAAGCUGGCAACCCCAUGACUUGUUGCCAGACUCGUCCCUACCCGCGGAUGAGUUCAUCGAUCAAGUGAAGGCUUUGAAAGAUCGAACAGCCGAGCUUCCUGACGAUUAUCUUGUGGUUUUGGCGGGUGGCAUGAUCACCGAGGAAGCAUUGCCUACGUAUCAAACAUGGGUGAAUGGGCUGGAUGGAAUUGGAGACGAGACUGGUUCGAGUUUGACACCAUGGGCUAUAUGGACAAGAUCAUGGACUGCCGAAGAAAAUAGACAUGGAGAUUUACUCAAAACCUAUCUCUAUCUCUCCGGUCGCGUUGAUAUGCGCAUGAUCGAGAAAACUAUCCAUUACCUGAUUGGAACUGGCGUGGAUGUGGGUACGGAAAACAACGCGUACAUGGGCUUUGUGUACACAUCGUUUCAAGAGCGAGCCACAUUUGUGACACACGGCAACAUAGCUCGAAUGGCUAAAGAGAGAGGUGAUUUAGUCCUUGCACGAAUAUGCGGUACUAUUGCUGCAGAUGAGAAGCGCCACGAGAAAGCAUACGUGAGGAUUGUCGAGAAGCUUCUAGAAGUGGACUCAUCCGAAACUAUGAUGGCUAUAGCAAAUAUGAUGCGGCGCAAGAUUACAAUGCCCGCACACUUGAUGCACGAUGGACAAGACCCGCGACUCUUCGAUCAUUAUUCAGCGGUGGCGCAACGUAUUGGCGUGUACACGACUGAUGAUUAUGCCGAUAUCUUGGAGUUUUUAAUUGGAAGGUGGAAAUUGGAGAAGCUUGAGGGUUUGACGAGUGAGGGACAACGUGCACAAGAGUUUGUGUGUGGGCUUGCACCGAGAAUAAGAAGACUGCAGGAACGUCUUGAUUUGAGAGCAAGCAAGAUCAACCACAAAUUCAGUUGGAUCUUCAAUAAAGAGGUGUCAUUGUGAAGUUUUAUAGCCUCCAAUCAAUAUUUACUUAUCUUUAGUUCUAAAAUAUGAAAGCUAGUUAACAAUAGUAUAUAAACUACUCAUAUUUUAUAAUACUUAUUUAACACAUAGCUUAGCAUGAAAAUGGAUUCAUGCUCAUGCUCUAUGUAGUUACGACUUACGAGUGUAUUGGGUGGUCCAACUACGUUUCUUUUGUUUUCUACUUUCCUCUGAUUUGGUCUCAACAUAGAUAUUUGUGUGAGAGACUUUAGAAAAGUCUAGAAAGUUAGAUUGUUGGCUUUAAUUUUUCUUUCCUUGUGGUUUUGUUGUUUGGCUCGUUUGUUUGUUUUCGGUCCCAAGCUUUAGUCAAGUUAAUUAGUUUUCGCACUUCUGCGGCUCUUUGCUUCUUUU